Messenger RNA from Lachancea mirantina, 1470 nucleotides. The record is from the annotation of a GenBank genome assembly. NCBI's taxonomy places the organism in Eukaryota, Fungi, Ascomycota, Saccharomycetes, Saccharomycetales, Saccharomycetaceae.
AUGCUGUCAAGAAUUACUGCUUCUCAUUACAGAAUUGCUUUGGCUACUCGCCAUUAUGCUUCCAAGGCGGGACAAGUUCUGAUUUCCAAGCACGUUCAGGAUGUUGAUCCCGAGAUGCAUGACAUUUUGACCAAAGAACGUCACAGACAAAAGCACUCGGUGACGCUCAUUCCCAGCGAAAACUUUACAUCGAAGUCUGUCAUGGAUCUGUUGGGGUCUGAGAUGCAAAACAAGUAUUCCGAGGGUUACCCAGGCGAGCGUUAUUAUGGUGGUAACCAGUACAUCGACAUGGCGGAGUCGCUUUGCCAAAAACGUGCUUUGGACUUGUACCGUCUAGACCCCGAAAAAUGGGGUGUCAACGUGCAGCCAUUGAGUGGUGCGCCUGCCAACUUGUACACUUAUUCUGCUAUCAUGCAAGUUGGCGAUCGUCUCAUGGGUUUGGACCUCCCACACGGCGGUCACCUGUCGCACGGUUACCAAUUGGCCAGCGGAACCAAAAUUUCUUACGUUUCCAAGUACUUCCAAACCAUGCCAUACCACGUAGACCCGGACACCGGUAUCAUUGAUUAUAAUGCUUUGAGCAUGACGUCCAAGCUCUUCAGACCAAAAGUGAUUGUUGCAGGUGCCUCUGCUUAUCCAAGAAGUUUGGACUACAAGAAAUUCAAGGAUAUCUCUAACGCAUGCGGCGCUUAUUUGAUGAGCGACAUGGCACACAUUUCUGGUCUUGUCGCCGCGGGUGUCACUCCUUCGCCAUUCGAACACUCCGACAUCGUAACCACCACCACCCAUAAGUCUUUGAGAGGGCCUCGUGGUGCUAUGAUUUUCUUUAGAAAGGGUGUCAGAAAGGUCACGAAGAAGGGCAAAGAAGUUCUCUACGAUUUGGAACAGAAGAUCAACUUCUCUGUCUUCCCUGGCCACCAAGGUGGCCCACACAACCACACCAUCUCGGCCCUAGCUGUUGCUCUAAAGCAGGCUUCUACACCUGAAUUCAAGGAGUAUCAGCAAGCGGUCGUUGAGAAUGCUUCUCAAUUCAGUGAAGCUCUGUCUAAGCGCGGAUUCCAGCUUGUGUCAGGUGGAACCGACACUCACCUCGUUUUAGUAAAUUUGUCAAACAUUGGUAUCGACGGUGCCCGUCUUGAGACUAUCUUGGAACAUAUCAAUAUUGCCGCCAAUAAAAACACGGUUCCCGGGGAUAAGUCCGCUCUUUUCCCAUCCGGUUUGAGGGUUGGUACCCCAGCCAUGACAACGAGAGGUUUCGGCUCUGCUGAGUUCGUCAAAGUGGCUGAAUACAUCGACAGAGCUGUUAAGCUAGCCAUCGGACUCAAGUCUCAGGAGUCUUCAGAUGCUACCGAUGCCAGAUCCAAAUUAGCUGAUUUCAAAAGACUCUGUGCCCAAUCCAAGGAGGUGCAGAACUUGAGCAAAGAAGUUUCCGAGUGGGUGGGUCAAUAUCCCGUUCCCGGUGAAUUGUAA